Molecule: messenger RNA, 570 nt
Organism: Apiotrichum porosum
Lineage: Eukaryota; Fungi; Basidiomycota; Tremellomycetes; Trichosporonales; Trichosporonaceae
Exons: 4
Coding region: 1-570 (189 amino acids)
Source: RefSeq, a predicted model, not a curated record
AUGAAGCUCUCCAUCGUCGCCGUCGCCUCUGGCCUUGCCCUCAUCAACGGCGCCAACGCUGCCAUCUCUAUCCUCUUCCCUUACUCGGGAAGUGUGUGGUACUCGAACGACACCGUUGCGCUCAACUGGACCGCCGCCGCGACCGACGCCACCGAGUUUUCCGUUCAGCUCUCGAACAAGGACACCGCCCUUCUCGCCAGCGCCCAGCAGCUCGCUGACCAGGUCUACACCGCCAACGAGUUUGUCCACCUCCUCCUCCCCCAGAUCCAGUACGGCGACGGCUACAUCGUUUCCAUCACCAACCGUACCAACACCUCGGACGUCUUCGCCGUCUCGCAGUCGUUCAAGAUUGAGGCCGGCACCCCCUCUACCACCACCAACACUGCCAGCGUCGCCAGCGCUUCCGCCACCACCGGCUCGGCCUACAUCCCCAACGCGGUCACCACCACCACUUCGUCGAACCCCUUCUCCUCGACCACUGCCGCUGCCAAGAGCUCCGCUGGCCGCACCACCCCUGCCGCUGCCGCCCUCGCUGUCCUCGGCGUUGUCGGUGCCGCUCUUGCCCUCUAA